This is a messenger RNA of Acyrthosiphon pisum (pea aphid), 715 nucleotides long. RefSeq lists its product as uncharacterized. The record is from RefSeq and is a predicted model, not a curated record. NCBI's taxonomy places the organism in Eukaryota, Metazoa, Arthropoda, Insecta, Hemiptera, Aphididae. The transcript is spliced from 2 exons. The coding region runs from base 181 to 561 and encodes 126 amino acids.
UUAGAUUAUAAUAUAAUAUACAUUUUUUUUAUUCUCAUUGGAAAACAUUUUAUUAAACAACUUUUUUUAAUUAUAAAUUAUAAUUUUAUUGUGUCUACUAUACUAAAAACACAAUUUUUUUCAGUGCUAGAAUCCUGGGACCGAUAUCCAGUCGGCUUACUUGCGGGGAACAUAUAUCAAAUGGGAGUCUAUGACGAAUGUGUGGACAUACGUUAUCCAGUGAAAGGACAGUGUUGUUUGUCUAAAAUAAAAUUAAUACCACCAGCAGGAAGAGAUUAUAGCUUCAACAGAACGGAAGAUAUAGACGAUUUCGGUCACAGCCAUGCAUGGAAAACCAUACUCGGGUGGGCCGAUUACCAGGACCAAGUACAACGAAAUAUUUUGAAUUUGGGAAUAUGCAUACCGGACGCUUGUUCGGCGUUGGACCUACAGACAUCUCUACAAAGCGAAUUUGACGAGGCGUUUUCUCCUGAACAGUUCAAAACCGUCGUCAGAGUAGAUCCGAUUAAGUGCAGAGUCCGCGAAGAUAAGUAUCCCUACGACACACCGUAUUACAUGUAAUGCAAUGUAAUUAUUAUAACGCCAUCAUUACAAUUGUACAACAGAACUAUUAGAGUACCUAACUUUAAUUUAUUAUAAUCAGGCAUUAUAAAUUAUGCACAUUGAUUUUUAAAAUUUCAAAACUAUAGGUAUACAUAGCUAGGGAGCGCAUGAA